This is a messenger RNA of Rattus rattus (black rat), 2618 nucleotides long. RefSeq names its product coiled-coil domain containing 15 (gene Ccdc15). The record is from RefSeq and is a predicted model, not a curated record. Gene Ontology annotation, cellular component: centrosome. NCBI's taxonomy places the organism in Eukaryota, Metazoa, Chordata, Mammalia, Rodentia, Muridae.
GGUGUGUCAGUUUGCUGUUUGUCCUUUGCGUAGCAGCCCGCGGAGUUUGAGUGUGAGAAGGUCCGGAUCGCGGCGGGCUCCAGGCUUCACAGAAGUCAAUGCUAGGAGGUAUGGCCCCCCUCAAGAAGCCUCGGAAUCCCACAAAACUGCCCCUGACUUUAAACCCCACGAAGAGCAAGGAUGUUUUGGCAGUGCUGGCUGAGAGGAACCAGGCCAUAGUACCAGUUGGGGCUUGGGUGGAACCUGCCUCACCAAAUUGGUCGGGAAUUCCAGCGCACACUUCAGCAUCCAUACUUGAAGAGGAAAUUAAGGAACAGCAGCGAAGGAAGCAAGAGUCUCUGAGACAUUUUCAGAGACAAGUCAAACACCGGGUCAAUCAGCAGGCUAAGCUGAGGAAAAAGCAACAACUUGACAAGUCUUACAAAGCAGCAGAAAAGGAAGGCUCUAUAGCCAUACGGUAUUCAGACUCAGCACAUUUAACUUCUAAAAGGACAAGUGUUUUCCCUCGCAAUUUGAAUGCUGCUGUUGGAAGUUUUAGGUUCCCCACUUCCCUGGUGCUUGGUGAUGCAACAGAUGAUGCAGAGAAUCAGAAUCAGUUGUUUGAACAACAAGCUCAAGCUCUUAGUCAAACUAUGAAGCAGGCACGUCACCAGCUGGCGUCCUUUAAAACUGUGAGUGAAAAAAAGACAUCAGUGUUUCUGAAUGGUGGAAAGAACAGCUCUCCUACCCAAGAGGACCUUGGCUGUGGGAAAAUUUCAUCUGUUGCGGUAAGUGAGGAGAGAGACAAUUUGUUUGAGAGCUGCCAGCAGGAUCUCCUUUCUGAAGACAAAGAAAAGGCUCUCAGCAAAGUUCAGAAAGUAAAAUUCAAAAAUCCAUUAUCUGUUGUAAUAAAGGAAGAUGAAGGAAAGCAAUUGUAUCCUCAUAGUCUUCAGCCUGUUCUUCCAGAAGCCCAGGGUUAUUUUGUAGAAGUUAAAAGCUGCCUUCCAGAAUCUCAGAGUGAUAUGAUAGAUGUCCAGGCUGUUGAGCCUAAAGCUUCAAGAAUUGAACCUAAAGAGCCAGGUGGUGAGCCCGACACCCAGGCCGCUGGAAUGGAGUUUCAGACCAUAGAACCAGACGGCCAGGCUGUGAAGACGGAAAUUCAGGACACUCUUAAAGUCCAGACUGUUGAGCUAGACGGGGAUACUGAGUUGGAAGCCCAGGAUUCUCUACCCUCACACCAGGCCUUUCUAUCCAGAGACCAAGAUUUUCUGCUCAAUUGUCAAUACCAGGGUUCUUUACCCAAAGAUCACUGUGUUUUCCCUCAUUACCAGAAUGUUUUACCUAAAUACCGGGACCAGCAUUUUCUACCUGUAGCCCAGGAAUUUCUACCUACAAACCAACUUGCUUUACCCAAAGAACAGAAUCAUCCACUCAAAUGUCAGAAGCAGGAUCUCCCACCUGAAGACCAGUUUCCCCUGCCCAGACAUCAGUAUAUUUUACCUAUAUAUCAGGACCGAAGAGAUCCGCAUGUUCUUCCUAAAUGUCAGGAUCAUGAUGUUCUUUCCAAAGCCCAGAACUAUCUACACAGUUAUCAGGAGCAGAAUCUUCCACUGCAAAGUCAGGAGGUAAACUUUAAGGAGCCAUUCUUUGAUAUAACAGAUGGGAAAGGGAGAGAAAUUUUUUUUCUGGACAUAUUUCUCAAGCAACCAUCAACUUUUAUAAGGGGUGGUAAGGAGUUGCCUCUUGAGUGUCCUCAUUAUGCUCCACCUCAUAUUCAGAACCAAGUCUUCCUUAGAGAACAGAGCCAGCAGCCAUCUGUUAGGACAGCUGAAAGGUGGCAAGAGGAUUUGUAUCUCAGUGGCCAUGAAUGUCUUCCACCCAGACAACGGAGAGACACGUGCAGCAGGCGACAGCAGCUCUGUGAGGAGUAUCGAACAGGACCGAGCACUGAACAGCAAGCUCUGCUGCCAUUUCAGUCUGGAGUGGAUCAAGAAGAAGACAAAAAAGAGCGUCAGAAGCAAUAUCUGAGACACAGGAGGAUUUUCAUGGAUAUUGAAAGAGAACAAGUGAAAGAACAGAACAGACAAAGGGAGCAAAAGAGGAGGGCUGAAAAAAUUAAGAAAAGGAAAGAACAAGCGCGCUACGCUGAAGAGCAGAGACUCCUAAGAGUGAACUGUCAUGAAGAACCUUGUUCAGAAGAGAAGAAGAUAAGUGAUGUUUUAGCUCAGUUACAACUGCAAGAAAUAAAAGGAGCCAGAGAAAAACAGCAACAGAGAGAGAAAGAAUAUGUAAGAUAUGUAGAAGCUUUACGAGCCCAGGUCCAGGAGAAAAUGAAGCUUUAUAAUAUCACUUUACCUCCGCUGUGCUGUUGUGGUCCUGAUUUUUGGGAUGCUCAUCCUGAUACCUGUGCCAACAAUUGCAUUUUCUAUAAAAACUAUAGAGCAUAUAAUCGGGCAUUGCAUUCAGUCAUCAAUUCUUCUGAUAUCUCUGAGGGGAACGCAACUCUUCGAAAUGCCAUUCGUAAUUUUGCUUCUGCACAUAGACAGAACUUCAAAACAAAGUCUCCAGUAAGAGGAUGAAGUCAGUGACGAUGACUGGUAAAGAGUGUGAGCAAAAUGCUAUGUCAUGUAGAAAACCAC